AUCAAUAUAAAACCCUUUACACUCUUGUCCCCUCUGUACCAACCAAAACACAAAAAUCAAUAGAAAAAUGAAAGCUGACACUGCCAAAACAAUGAAGAACCAAAUUACUUGCAGAACAACUUUCAGCAACUGGAUAGAAGAAGUAGAUUUGCCACACGUUGUUCUUCAUUUUUUUGGUGUUGCUGGGGAUGAAAUUUAUCUUUAUAUGAGGCGUCCCAUUCCCAGAGAAGAAGAGAUAGAUUUUGGGAGGCAUUACAGGAGCUUCAGGAAUAACAUACUAGUACAACUACUUUCUGGACUUAUGUUUCCUUUAACAACUCUAUUUUAUGCUUUGACUGAGAAAGAACACAUGCACAUGAGCCCAGAAAAGAAGACGAAACUGAUUGCAUUCGUCAUUUGUGCGUACAUGGUGAAUAUUUUAAUGCUCGAGUUCUUAGGAUUUCCUACGGCAUUUUCACUAGAAAUACAAAGGCAGAUACGUCGGAGUAGGCGGCUUUAUGAAACUGUGAUGAUUACUAUAAUUUGUGGGAUUCUACUGAAACGAGUGGUAACUGUUCCUGUAUUUUAUAUUUUCCAGGGUCAUUCUGAAGAUGUUGAACACAAAUUUCCCACUUAAUCACGUUUCUGAAUUCAAGGUAUAUUAAGAGAUAUUAAGCAGCUAACCUUUUGUCGGAUCGAUGUCAUACUUUUUGAUUGUAAUAGGAGUUUUUCUCAGAGAAAUGUUUAUAUCAGUUCCAAUUUAGGUUCAUUACUGGAGUGGCUUUUAGAUUUAGAGGAGUUAAAAUGUGAGGUAUAUGUUAUAUGAAUAUUGAAUUUAAUGGUCUGUAAGUAACAUUUUCUGUGUAGGAAUACCAAUCUUUAUCAUCCAUAUCUUGAUUUGCAGUUUA
This is a messenger RNA of Mercurialis annua (annual mercury), 887 nucleotides long. RefSeq lists its product as uncharacterized. Lineage: Eukaryota; Viridiplantae; Streptophyta; Magnoliopsida; Malpighiales; Euphorbiaceae. The record is from RefSeq and is a predicted model, not a curated record. The transcript is spliced from 6 exons. The coding region runs from base 68 to 616 and encodes 182 amino acids.